AUGUCCCUAAGAAAAGUUCUAUCAUUAGCAAGGACUACUUUCCGAAGUACUGCAGCUGUACAAUCAUCUUUUUAUUCAAGAAAUGUUUGUUUACUCUCUGCAAAUUCAGCACGAUUUUUUUCUGACAAGAAUCUAGGGCAACAAAAUAAAAGCGAAUCGGAGCCUGAAAAGGUCGACAUUAUUGGUCGCCUAUUUCCAAAGUCGCCUCUAAAUUCAGCAGAUGCACAGGAAAUAAAAAAGGAACAGGAGAGAUUUGAAAAAGAAAACAAAGAGAAAUCUGAAGAAAAUGAAAAAAGUUGGAGAAGAAUGAAAAUGGGGUUUGCAAUAUUUGGUGGAGCCGUUACAGUGAUGGGAGGUUGCCUAGUGGUAGAAAUGGGUGCUCCAAGGCGAGAUGACGAAGGAAAUAUAAUCGAGGAUGAAUUUAGUAAUCUGCCUGUUGUACUGCAAUACUUAAAACGCACAUGGAAAGAGCUCACUUUCUAUGAGAAGAUGAUUAAAGAACCUUCACGCGAGAAAUUGCUACCCGAUCCUCUACCACCGCCGUAUCAACCAACUUACACGCUCGUUUUAGAGUUCACAGAUGUCCUCAUGCAUCCAGACUGGUCCUAUCAGACUGGUUGGAGAUUUAAGAAACGUCCCGGCGUAGACCAAUUCCUGCAGGCGGUCUCCAGCGCCAAUUACGAGGUGAUCAUCUUCACUUCGGAAAAUGUAUUCAUGAUCUGGCCUGUACUGGAUAAGUUGGACCCGGAGAACAAGUACAUCUCGUACAGGCUCUUCAGAGAUUCCACACAUUUCAUUGACGGGGUGCAUGUGAAGAACUUAGAAGGCCUGAACCGGGAUUUAUCUAAGGUAAUUGUGGUGGACUGGAACAAGCAAGCUAUCAAAUUCCAUCCCCAGAACUCGCUAAUUCUUAAGAAAUGGAAGGGAAAUGACGACGACACUGCUUUGUUGGACUUGGCCAAUCUAUUACAGACAAUCGCCAUGUCAAACGUGAUAGACGUCCGGGAGGUUUUGACAUACUACAGCCAGUUCGACGACCCCAUCGCAGCAUUCAGGGAGAACCAGAGGAAGCUGAUGGAACAGAUGGAGGAGAAAGAGAGAGAGACGAAGAACGCCGAGCAACCAUUGACGAGGAAUUGGCUCAAGAGCUUCACCAGACGC
Molecule: messenger RNA, 1161 nt
Organism: Iphiclides podalirius (scarce swallowtail)
Lineage: Eukaryota; Metazoa; Arthropoda; Insecta; Lepidoptera; Papilionidae
Source: the annotation of a GenBank genome assembly